This is a messenger RNA of Bombina bombina (fire-bellied toad), 1881 nucleotides long. It is a transcript of the gene ALG9, whose product is annotated as ALG9 alpha-1,2-mannosyltransferase. NCBI's taxonomy places the organism in Eukaryota, Metazoa, Chordata, Amphibia, Anura, Bombinatoridae. Gene Ontology annotation, cellular component: endoplasmic reticulum membrane. Gene Ontology annotation, biological process: protein N-linked glycosylation. Gene Ontology annotation, molecular function: alpha-1,2-mannosyltransferase activity. The record is from RefSeq and is a predicted model, not a curated record.
GUCCUGGUGUUUUACUUUAUCCGGUGCUUCCUGGCAUUCCUUAGCUGUGUGUGUGAGCUUUAUUUUUACAAGGCCGUGUGCAAGAAGUUCGGCCUCCAUGUCGGGCGGCUGAUGUUGGCCUUUCUAGUUCUGAGUACUGGGAUGUUUUGCUCUGCAGCUGCUUACCUGCCCAGCAGUUUUUGCAUGUUCACCACACUAGUAGCCAUGACCGGAUGGUAUAUGGAGAAGGUAUCAGUAGCCGUGCUGGGGGUGGCAUUCGGAGCCAUUUGGGGCUGGCCUUUCAGCGCUGUCUUAGGUCUACCCAUUGCCUUUGAUUUACUGACCCUGAAACAGAAGUGGAAAAGCUUCAUCAACUGGUGUCUAGUAGCGCUAAUCGUAUUUUUGGUUCCUCUUGUAGCUAUUGACAGUUAUUACUAUGGAAAGCUGGUUAUAGCACCUCUGAAUAUCGUCCUGUACAAUGUUUUCACCCCUCAUGGACCUGACCUCUAUGGAACCGAGCCUUGGACGUUCUAUUUCAUUAACGGCUUCCUAAACUUUAAUGUGGUCUUUGCUUUGGCUCUGUUGGCCAUACCCCUGACCUCACUGAUGGAGCAUCUGCUGCAGAAAAUUAACACAGUUCAGAACCUGGGCAAACCCUAUUGGCUGACCUUGGCGCCUAUGUACAUCUGGCUCCUGAUCUUCUUUGCACAGCCACAUAAAGAGGAGAGGUUCCUGUUUCCCAUCUACCCUCUCAUCUGUCUGUGUGGAGCGGUGGCGCUGUCGGCACUACAGAAAUGCUAUCACUACGCCUUCCAGAGGUACCGCCUGGAACAUUACACCAUUUCAUCCAACUGGCUGGCGCUGGGAACUGUAUUUCUCUUUGGACUAUUAUCCUUCUCGCGGUCCGUAGCUUUGUUCAAAGGGUACCACGGGCCCCUUGACCUGUACCCCGAGUUUCACAGGAUUGCCCGAGAUCCAACUGUCCACACGGUACCUGAGGGCCGACCAGUGCAUGUGUGUGUAGGCAAGGAGUGGUAUCGCUUUCCCAGUCAUUUCCUGCUUCCUGACAAUUGGCAGCUCCAGUUCAUAGAGUCAGAGUUCAGAGGUCAACUCCCAAAGCCUUUUGGAAAGGGACGUCAAGCAACUAGGAUUGUUCCCAAAGACAUGAACGAUCAGAAUCGGGAGGAGAAAUCUAGAUAUGUGGAUAUCGGAAAGUGCCAUUACCUUGUGGAUUUAGAUUCUGCCACAGAAACUUCCCGUGAGCCUCGUUAUUCUGCGAUCAAAGAGGAAUGGACAGUGAUUGCGUACAAACCGUUCCUGGAUGCUGCCAGGUCGGCAAGACUGCACCGUGCAUUUUAUAUCCCAUUCGUAUCCAGCUGGCACACGUCUUAUUCCAACUACACAAUACUGAAGCCGCGCAAGGCAAAGCACAUGAGGAGAAAGCCUGGCGUAUAGCGGGAUCUGGGCUAGCACCAAUGGAGCGAACAGGGCCCAAUAAGGACCAUGAUACGGGUUAAAAGGAUAUUUCAUCCUGUGAUGUAUUUGUUCCCUUCUGUGCAGCCUUUGGCAAUAACAGGGUUAAAAUAAUGUCCUUUUGUUUCAUUAUGUUCCCUUGUGGACUCUACAAGUGAUUUUAUGCCCUGAUCCUCCCAUGUUCUUUUAUUUGUGCACAUUUGUCUUUGUGUAACGUGCGUCAGUUUUACCAAAUGUAUUUUAUCCACAUUCCAAUGAAGAUCUGCCGUAGUUUUCCCUUUUUACUGUUCUCUCUUUCCUGAUGCUUCUGCGUUGUUUGAAUUCUCCUUCUGUUACACAUAAACACUUUCUCUUGUAUCUACUCAACUCCUUCCCUUAAUGUCAGGUGACCUGUCUGUUUUUCACAAAUAAAGACGAGCGAUAAUCUCA